Molecule: messenger RNA, 1634 nt
Organism: Macrobrachium nipponense
Lineage: Eukaryota; Metazoa; Arthropoda; Malacostraca; Decapoda; Palaemonidae
Product: 2-aminoethylphosphonate--pyruvate transaminase-like
Exons: 9
Coding region: 153-1286 (377 amino acids)
Biological process (GO): organic phosphonate catabolic process
Molecular function (GO): 2-aminoethylphosphonate:pyruvate transaminase activity
Source: RefSeq, a predicted model, not a curated record
GGGACACUGGCAUAACAGAUGCUAGAGUCUCUGUUCUGCAAAGUGGUGGUUCAUCUUGUUCCUCAGUCUACGAUCAGCUGGUUUAUUUCGAUGGUGAACCUGUCACUUUAAACUGGUCUCCAGAAUUGCAUGAAAAUCUUCCAGACUUCAUCAUGGCAAGCUAUAAAGAGAAGAAGCUGUUCACUCCCGGACCCCUAUGUUGCUCCAGAUCUGUCAAGGAGGCCAUGUUGCACGACGUGGGUUCCAGAGAUGUUAAUUUUGUGAACUGCGUCAGAUACAUCAGGAAAACUCUCCUGGAAGUGGCGCAGGUAAGCGCUGAGGAGUUCACAGCAGUUCCUCUGCAGGGGUCAGGAACCUAUUCGGUAGAGGCUGUUAUCAACACCACGUCCCCUCGUCAGGGAGCUAAGGUACUGAUCUUAUCGAACGGCGCCUAUGGACGUAGGAUGAACAGCAUCUGCUCCUGGGCUGGAAUAGAGGCCAUUUUCCAGGAAUUUCCAGAGGACAAGAAGAUAGAUCUCUCAGCUGUGGAGUCUCUGGUGAAGGGCAGCGUCCAAUACACCACAAUCUGCGUCGUCCACAGUGAGACUUCUUCAGGAGUGGUGAACCCAAUCAGGGAGAUUGGACAACUCGUCAGACAGUUCCAACCAAAUGCAGCCUACGUCGUGGAUGCCAUGAGCAGUUUUGGAGCCGUGCCUAUAGACAUGAAAACCUGCCAUAUUGACUAUCUCGUGUCUUCUGCCAAUAAGUGUCUAGAAGGAGUGCCAGGAUUCGCUUAUGCUAUCUGUAGGACACAGCACCUCCUCUCUUGUAAAGGAAACUGCAGAGUUUACAGCCUGGAUCUAGUGGACCAGUACCUGAAUCUGGAAGCGACAGGUCAGUUCAGGUUCACGCCACCGACCCACACCAUGCUGGCGUUCCAGCGAGCUCUGGAGGAGUACCAGAAGAGCGGUGGCCUGGAAGGGCGUGCUGGAAGGUACCGGACCAAUCGUAGGAUCUUGAAGGAGGGGAUGAAGGACCUGGGCUUCAAAGAGCUGCUGGACGACUCCCACGAAGGAUACAUCAUCACGUCCUACUUCUUCCCAAAACAUCCCAAGUUCUGCUUCUCGACUUUUUACUCAAAACUUUCAGAGUUAGAUCAGGUCAUUUACCCAGGCAAGGUGACCAAGGCGGACUGCUUCAGAAUAGGCAACAUAGGGUACCUGUUUCCAGAGGACAUGGAGCAUCUGCUCAAGUGUGUACGGCAAGUCCUGGGGGACAUGGGACUCCAGGUGCCUUUGGACGCCUGAGGCCUUUGGCUUGCGCGCAGGGUCCUCGAAGACGCUAGCCUUCCGGAGCCCUAAGACACUGGAGACCCAGGACAGUAGACGCGACAAGAACGACAGAGUAAAGCCAUCACUUGUUGGACUGCGCGAGACUUGCAGAGACUGGUCAAGCCUCAUGGAGAUGGAUAGGCAGACUGACAGCUAGAACAGACAACUGAACAACCUCCACUGUACAGAACUAGACCCUUUCAUUUUACUACAUCCUAUUCCUCUACUUAACACAGGUACUUUUAUACCUGAAACUUCAGCUGUAAUACUUGCUGUACUAAUCAGACAGUGGAAAAAAACAAGUAAAGAAUUGAAUGCAAUUGA